AUGGAUGAUACGGUGCUCCUUGCAACAACCAAAGAUAAUUUAAUCAAUAAAGUAACAUUGUUAAAACAGUACUGCGAUACCUAUGGCAUGAAGAUCAAUGCAACAAAAACAAAAUUCUUUGUUAUAUGUGGUACAGAACACGACAGAGAGGCAGUAAGAGUAGAUGACCUGGUGGUGGAGUCGUGCGCACAGUACACCUAUCUUGGCUCACCAUUUACAUCUGAUGGUUCCGUGUCAGCGGCAGUCGCGGCUCACAUGCAGGCAAAGAUGGCACACUAUAACAAAUUUGUUUUAUUCUUAAAAAAGAAUUAUGACUGGCCCUUUAUCGUAAAGAAGAGAAUAUUUGAUGCUGCUCUCAUGUCAGCCGUGUUGUAUGGGUGUGAGUCGUGGCUGAACGUUGACUUAAAACCAGCCACAAAAAUCUACAACUGGGCAUUAAAACAGCUACUUGGAGUUAGGAAGACCACCUGCAAUGAUAUGUGUUACAUUGAAUCUGGAUAUCCACCUUUAAAAGAUCUUGUACGAAGUAGACAAAGAAAAUUCUUCACUAAAGUGUGGCGAGAAAGAUCUGUAAUGAAUGACGAUCCCCUAAUAAUCACUAAAGAACGAUAUUUUGAGGUCCGAGUCAUCUAG
Molecule: messenger RNA, 633 nt
Organism: Scylla paramamosain (green mud crab)
Lineage: Eukaryota; Metazoa; Arthropoda; Malacostraca; Decapoda; Portunidae
Exons: 2
Coding region: 1-633 (210 amino acids)
Source: RefSeq, a predicted model, not a curated record